Messenger RNA from Orbicella faveolata, 1400 nucleotides. RefSeq lists its product as uncharacterized. The record is from RefSeq and is a predicted model, not a curated record. NCBI's taxonomy places the organism in Eukaryota, Metazoa, Cnidaria, Anthozoa, Scleractinia, Merulinidae.
GCUUGAUGGAACUGGGAGGAAACUGCUUAUCAAAGAUGGACUGGAUGAGCCCAGGGCCAUUGUACUUGAUGAAAGAAAUGGCAUGAUGUACUGGACAGACUGGGGCGCCAAUCCGAAGAUCGAGCAGGCUGAGAUGGAUGGUUCGGCGAGACAAACCAUUGUAACAGGAAACCUAGUCUGGCCAAAUGGACUCACUAUCGACCCAGCCACAAAUCGACUGUUUUGGGUGGAUGCUUGGGUUGACAAAAUUGAGGUAUCAGACCUCAGUGGAGGAAACAGACAGUUAAUAAUGUCAUCUGCGGCUAAUAUCCAUCCUUAUGGACUGGCGGUGUACCAGGACAUGCUAUACUGGACAGACUGGAAUACUAAGAGCAUUUCGCGUUUAAACGUAAGCAGUGGAAACCAGGAUAUCAUAGUCAAUGGCCUUCAAAAACCUAUGGACAUUCAUGUAUUUGAUCCAGCCUUGAUAUUUUCAGGUUUUCAUAAUUGUUCCCAUAACAAUGGACUCUGCAGCGAUUUCUGCCUUCUUAAGCCACAAGGGUACCAGUGCGCAUGUCCAACCGGCAUCGCCCUCAAGUCUGAUGGGAAAACCUGUGACCAUGACACUGGAGAAAUCUACAAGGUUCCUCUGGAAGUACCUGAAACCCCUUGUUAUCCUUUGGGAAUCACCGCAAACAUCUCAAGACCCGUGGCUGUUGAUUAUGAUCCAGUGGAGGGAAAAAUCUAUUGGACAGACGUAACGUUGGAAUUACUGGCCAGGGCAUUUCCUAACGGAUCUUCAGUUGAAGUCAUCGCGUACGGUAACGUGACAACUCCUGGAGGGCUGGCAGUGGAUUAUGUUGGACGUAAUAUUUAUUGGACAGAUGAGGGAGCCAGUAGAAUUGAGGUCGCAAGGUUGGAUGGGUCAUCCAGAACUAGUCUAAUCACGUCAAGCGUUGUAGAGCCAAGAGCCAUUCUACUUGAUAUUGGAGAAAGAAAGAUGUAUUGGGGUAGUAGGGGAUUAUCGCCAAAGAUUGAACAAGCAAACAUGGACGGUUCUGCCAGGACAACUCUCGUAAGUUCAGGACUUCUAUGGGUGAACGCUCUGACUCUGGACUACCUAAAUAGACAGUUGUAUUGGUGUGAUGCGUACCUUGAUAAGAUUGAAAGGGUUGACCUACAAGGAAGUAACCGAGUACUGAUACUGGACUUAUCAUUGGAUUCUUUGCACCCUUUUGGACUCGCUCUUUUUGGUGACGCCCUGUACUGGUCUGACUGGAACAGUCAAAACGUUCACAAGUACAACAUGACAACCUCUCUGACUGAAGUCGUAGUUCAGGGCAUGGAGACUCCGAUGGAAUUGCACGUGUAUGAUCAAUCCAAAGACUUUACAGGUUAACUAUAUUUUAUUUUAUUAUUAU